GAGCUGGAAUCAACAGCUUCCCCUCCUCAGUGUCCUGAGAAAACCUAGACAACUCUUGUGCUGAAGCAGAAGACAGAUGCCUUUUUACAUUCCCUGGCUUUAAGAACAAGGCAACAGGCAGUGAACACCAUGAAGCUGUGGUUGAAAGGCCUGGCCCUGCGGGCACUGAGGAGCCCCUGGGGUGUCUGUGGGGUUCAUGGGCAGCCCCCACCUCCACCUGCUCCUGAGAUUACGGCCACCUGGGAGGCCAUCAACCUUGGGAGGCAGCCUGUGCCUGAGUACUUCAACUUUGCACACGAUGUGCUGGAUGUGUGGAGUCAGCUGGAAAAGGCUGGGCACCGUCCCUCGAACCCAGCUUUCUGGUGGGUAGGUGGCACGGGAAAGGAGAUCAAGUGGAGCUUUGAAGAGCUGGGCAAACAAUCCAGGAAGGCAGCCAAUGUCCUGGAGAGCGCGUGCGGCCUACAGUCUGGGGACAGAAUGAUGGUGGUACUGCCACGGCUUCCGGAGUGGUGGCUGGUCACCGUGGCUUGUAUGCGGGCAGGCCUCAUCAUGAUCCCAGGUAUCUCCCAGCUGACAGAGAAGGACCUCAAGUACCGACUGCAGGCAUCCAGGGCCAAGUCCAUCAUCACCAGUGAUGCCCUGGUUCCACAGGUUGAUGCCAUCUGCCAUGACUGCCCCUCCCUCCAAACCAAGCUACUGGUGUCGGACAACAGCCAUCCAGGCUGGAUGAACUUCAGGGAACUCCUGCAAAAGGCAUCUUCAGAGCACAACUGUGUGAGGACCAAGAGCCAAGAUCCCCUGUCCAUUUACUUCACCAGUGGAACUACAGGGAACCCCAAGAUGGUGGAGCAUUCCCACAGCAGCUAUGGUCUGGGUUUUGUGGCCAGUGGAAGGCACUGGGUAGCCUUGACUGAAUCAUCGAUCUUCUGGAACACAACUGACACUGGUUGGGUGAAGGCAGCCUGGACUUUCUUCUCUGCCUGGUCCAAUGGAUCUUGUGUUUUUGUUCAUGAGCUUCCUCGAGUGGAUACCAAACUUAUCCUGAAUACUCUCUCCAGGUUCCCAAUAACCUCACUCUGCUGUGUCCCUACCCUCUUCCGGCUGCUGGUGCAGGAAGACCUGACCAGGUAUCAGUUCCCCAGCCUGAGGCACUGUGUGACCGGAGGAGAGGCCCUCAACCCUGAUGUGAGGGAACGGUGGAAGAGCCAGACCGGCCUGGAGCUGCAUGAAGGCUAUGGGCAGUCAGAAACUGUUGUAAUCUGUGCCAACCAAAAAGGCAUGAUGAUCAAGACCGGAUCCAUGGGGAAAGCAUUUCCACCUUAUGAUGUGCAGAUUGUGGACGAUCAGGGCAAUGUCCUGCCUCCUGGAGAAGAGGGGAAUGUUGCUGUGCGCAUCAAACCCACCCGGCCAUUCUGUUUCUUCCAUCACUAUGUGGACAAUCCUGAGAAGACAGCUGCGUCAGAACAAGGAGACUUUUACAUCACGGGGGACCGAGCCUUCAUGGACAAGGAUGGCUACUUUUGGUUCUUGGGGAGGAGUGACGAUGUGAUCAACUCCUCAAGCUACCGGAUCGGGCCCGUCGAGGUAGAGAGUGCCCUUGCCGAGCACCCAGCUGUCCUGGAGUGUGCUGUGGUCAGCAGCCCAGACCCCAUCCGGGGAGAGGUGGUGAAGGCGUUUAUUGUCCUUACUCCUGCCUAUAGCUCACACGAACCAGAGGCGCUGACAAGGGAACUCCAGGAGCAUGUGAAAAAGACAACUGCCCCAUACAAAUACCCCAGGAAGGUGGAGUUUAUUUCAGAACUGCCCAAGACAGUUUCUGGAAAGAUCCAAAGGGGUAAACUGAGAAACCAAGAAUGGGGGAGAUGAAGAACAACCCUAGGAAGGCUCCAUCGUGCCCUGAAGAGUCUAAGAGGAGGAGCCCACAGACAUCACUUCCAAAUUCACAUCUCCAGAGUCACAGGAUGACCCUGGAAAGUUCUGGAAGAGCAUGGUGGACCCAGGGCACACAGACAACUGCAGUCUAGAAAAUGCUGUCUAGAGGUGUCCUCAGUGUCUUCCUUUGAGUUCUAUUAAGAGCUUUUAGCUGUUUCUAAGAAAAACAAGGCGCCAUAGCCCUGGUGCCCCUUACUAGCACUGGACGAUUCAAAGCUUGACUCCUGGGAAUGAAAUCACUGGGUUAUACCAUCCAGGCUGUAAAAUUGGCAAUAUUCUUUAGCUUAGACAUCCCCUCUCUGAAAAAUCAUCUAAAAAGAAAUGAUUCAAACUGUAAAAACUGGCGCACAAAAACAUUCACUGUAUUAGCCAGAUGUUGGUGGCUCAUGCCUAUAAUCCUAGCUACUCAGGAGGCUGAGAUCUGAGGAUCAGGG
Molecule: messenger RNA, 2366 nt
Organism: Dipodomys ordii (Ord's kangaroo rat)
Lineage: Eukaryota; Metazoa; Chordata; Mammalia; Rodentia; Heteromyidae
Gene: Acsm5
Product: acyl-CoA synthetase medium-chain family member 5
Exons: 14
Coding region: 130-1866 (578 amino acids)
Biological process (GO): acyl-CoA metabolic process; fatty acid biosynthetic process
Cellular component (GO): mitochondrial matrix
Molecular function (GO): fatty acid ligase activity; fatty-acyl-CoA synthase activity
Source: RefSeq, a predicted model, not a curated record